Molecule: messenger RNA, 5555 nt
Organism: Pomacea canaliculata
Lineage: Eukaryota; Metazoa; Mollusca; Gastropoda; Architaenioglossa; Ampullariidae
Product: inversin-A-like
Exons: 16
Coding region: 182-3166 (994 amino acids)
Cellular component (GO): nucleus; cytoplasm
Molecular function (GO): protein binding
Source: RefSeq, a predicted model, not a curated record
UGGGAUCGAACUAUGUGUUAAGCAGUAUGAGACACUUCAAAGUGUUUGGCUAAUUAUUAAGAAAAUGUAUAAUAUUCUAGUCAGUGACUUGAUGCAAUCCAGUUAUAUUGCUAUGGUUGUGGAUUUCUUUGACUAUAUGUGCUUAUGCUAAAAUGCUGAGAAGGAAGAAACGUAAGCAACAAUGGUCGUAAAGCGACGAGAUUUUCAGAAGGCAGCUGCCUUCAUUCAUGAAUUUUUAUUAAAAAUGAAUGAGGACAUGGAGUGUGCUGAGCUCAGAGACACCCUCAACUUGGCACUGCUGCAUAUGCAGAAGUACUAUCGUGCACUCCAGUCACGUAGUCAGGAGAAAAGCACUCAGCACACAUUAAGCCUGAGUGCUCGUGGCCUUAGCCCAAUGACUCCUUUUGUUGAUGCCCCAGACAAGUUUCGCUGGCGCUGGUUGAACCUGGAUAGUUCUCGCUUUCCAUCCAAUAUGUCAGUGAGUGAGAGUGUCAACAUGUCAGUGCUUCCGCCUAUCAUUGAGGCUGCCAAGAAAGGUGACCUCACAAUCAUGCAGGACCUUAUUGACCAUGAUCCUUCAAUAGUUAAUGAUUGUGAUAGCAUCGGCAGGACAGGACUUAUGUAUGCUGUCCAUUUUUUCCAACAUAAUGCUGUCAACUUUUUGUUAGAAAACAAUGCAGAGGUCAAUGCCACUGCACAUGAUGGCUCUACAGCCUUACAUCGUGCUUGCCAUGACAGCAAUGACGUGGCAGUAAGCCUGCUGCUGGACCUUGGCGCUGACAUACACAUUCAAGACAUGCAGGGCCGAGCUGCCAUACACUGGGCUGUCACCACAGAAACCACUGACUGUCUGCAGUUGCUGCUGGACAACUCUGCUGACCCAGCAACCAAAGACAAGGAUGGUCUUACACCAUGCAUGUGGGCCUGUCGGAUGGAUCAUAUCAAGCAUUUUGAGCUGCUAUCUUGCUCUAAUUAUGAAAUUAGUGAACCAGAUGGCAUUGAGAGAGACAGCAAUGGCCGCACGUGGUUGCACUGGGCAGUUCGACGGACUGAGCCAUUGGAGUGUUUGUUGACAUUGUUGACAAAAGAAGGCUCUUCCUAUCAAGAUGAAGAGGGAAAAACAGUACUGAUGCUUGCAGCUGAGAUGGGUUCCCUACCAGCAACCAAACUAAUAAUUGACAUUGCAGGCCCCAUGUGUGUAGGUGAUUGUGAUAACCAAAACCGCACAGCACUGCAUCUGGCAACAAUAGGGGGACAUGGCGAUGUUGUGAACUAUCUGCUUGAACAUGGAGCGGAUAUUAACCAGCCAGACCGGUACAAUGCUACAGCCUGGGACUAUGCCCGCAGCCGUCAGCUACACUACUGUCAGCUGAUCAUCAUGUCCCAUCAGCGUCAGCGCCUCAUAUCCAACCCUACUAGCCCUCUCGCCAAUGGCCUUGCUCUGCUUAUCAACUCUGAAAAUGGUGUGCAGGAAGAUUUCAAUCGAAUGAGUUUUCAGUCAAGAUCUGACUUUUCUACACCUGUCACUCCUCCAUAUCCUCCAAAUCCUCCAAAGCGCUCACGCACCAAACGAAUGCUGGCACGGCGAGCAAAUAGCCUCACGGGUUCUCAGGAGAUAAAUCAGAAUUCCAUGAUUUCAAGCAGAACAUCCAGCAGUGCAAGUGAGAGAAAGAAGGAGAGAAUAGAGGUGUCCAUUGACACACGCAUGGCUGUGAACCAAACAACAUAUGUAGCUAGUCGUCAAGACUCUUUGUUGACAAAUGACACAGACAUUGGCAAUGUCAUAAGAGAUGUUGAGAUCAAUGGCGAUGAUGAAAUUGACAAUGUUAGUGUUGGUGGCAUGGAUGUCUCAGACAUUGAUGACAGCGAGCACAAUAAUAUGACUAGUAACAACCACAACCAUGGAUUCUACGCUGCUCUGCCACCUUCUCAGCAUCAGUUGGUGCUUAGCAGGCAACAGCAAGUGCCUUCCGAAGAGCAUCAGCUACAGCCUCAGCCACCAAGAGGUGGAACCCAGCUACCACAUCCGCCUGUGAACAUGUUGGAGGAUCAUGGGUCCAGAGACAUACAGGAGAGACUAGAACCACAUGUGCACUCUCUUCAAUCAACUACCUCAAACAAACUGUGGUACUCACCCCAAGCUCCUUCCCGACCUUCCAACCGCUCUCAGCAGUUCAACAGAGGUCGGUUGCCUGUGCCGUCCCCGCCCACUAAUGACCCCCAGCGUCCACACAUGAUUCGUCAGCAUCAGCCCUUACCACCAAAAACGAGCCAGAAAGACUUUGUAGUUUCUCAGCAACAGGUGGCAGGUUUUGAAGACAGUCGGCAGGGAGAUCUGGCUGUCAGUCCACCUGUUUCCUCUCAGAGUUCAGACCAAAUCAGUGGUCUUACACAGCUUAGUGCUGGUUUUGCUUCAACCCCUGCCUCGUCUGGCACAGGAUUGACAGCAGGACCCUCUACAGGAGCACCCACAGUACAAGAUCAGACCCGAGCAAAUCCCAAUGGAAAGAGUCCCCCAGGUGUGAUUGAGGGGCGGCGUAUUACCCCUGCUCUCCUCUCUCCCUUGACCAAUGCCCCCAAGCUGCCUGCAGAUGCCAGUGAACGCACUCCUAAAAAGAAAAAAAAGAAGAAGCUUGGAGCAGCAUCUGGUUCUCUGCUUGACAAGGACCAGGAUGUCAAGUCUCCCCCUCAACAUCCUCUGGACAUCCCUCCCCCUCGAGGCUUUGCUGCACCUCUCCACCCACAGCAACUGAGGGGACAUUCUGCAUCACAUUAUGUUCCCAAGUAUUCCAAGAGUCAGCCACAAAUACAUGAGCCCAGGCAUUCUGAAGGGAAUGCUGAAGACAACAGCAGGCCACCUGUCAUCAAUGGAUUUACAGUUCCUAUCCGAGAGAACUUGACAGGAUCUGCACGACCUGCAAAUCACCAGCCUGUGGAAAGUGAAGAGCCUGCCUUCAGAGAGAAUGGAAAUGUUGAGUGGGCUAACAAGGUGGAGGUCGUGAAAGAGAGUAUUGCUGAGGAAGAUGAAGGGGAAUUGAUUCCUCCUCCCCAAGCUUUCUGCAACAGUGCACAUCAGGGUCAAGACAGCAAGUAUACCUUGUCACAGCCCAUGUCACAAGCCUGGCUGCCAGACUGUGAUGGACAAGACGCCAAUGGCUCCAACUAGUGCCAAGCCCCCACUGCCAUAUGGUUACCGCAGCAGUCCCUCUGCCCUUCGCCACUCCGGUGACAAGAACCUCUCUCCAGGACGACGCCCACGCCCAGUCACCAGCAAGUCCCCAGCUAACCCUUAAUGUUGGCUGACCAGCUUGUGCGUACUUGAGCAUUUCAUUGUCAAGCUCUUGUCACAACUAAUGACCACUUAGUCUAUUACACCAUGGCUACUCAUGCUGCCACAGAUGAUGUCGGGAUCCUUGGAUAGUUGUUGACUAAUCAUGGUUACAGUGAUUGGUGCACCUGGUGGUCAAAUAGGUCGUCCUGUGCAAGCACCUUUACUGGCCAGCCUCUGGCAUUCAGGUGAAAUGAAAGCUGUUGCAGGAUCGAAAGCCAUCAGCCCUAGACUUGUAUCACUGUGGUAAAUCAGACCUGUCCACUCCCAUGUGACUAAUGAGCAAGACAUUCCCAGUUUUUUGCACAGCAAAUUUCUUCUGGAUACCUCAGCAGUCAGUGUCACUCACUUUGUGUAUGAGGUAUGUGUUAUCAGACAGCUGUCAGUCUGACUUCACACUGUGUAUGAUGUUUGUGUUAUUAGACAGCUGUCCUGGUCACAACUUAUAAAGAAUCAGUUCUGGGCUCAUGUGACUCAUCCAGACCCCUUGUCAAAGUUAACAAACUGUGAUUUUUAAAGUUUAUCGAGGGUCAAUAGGGGACAAGGGCAGUUUUAGUGUCAGCAAGUGACAGUUUUUCAACUAAGAUAGUUCUCAGCCAUCCUCCACUCAGUAUGAAGGCAUUAGAUCAUGGGGAAAAGGGUGGAAGCAGGAACUGGAGUUAAAGGCCUUCAUUCAAGACCAAUUAAAAUUGUGUAUUUUAUUUUUUUAAUUUUACUACAGUAUUUACAAAAUUUAUCUUUAAAGAAUUUAUUAUCAUGUUACUGUUUAUUCCAAAUUGUGUUGACAUCUCCACAAAUGGAGAUAACUCCACAAACGAAGUGAAGACAAAUUUCUGUCCUGGGUCUCCUCGACAGACAAUAGUCUGUUUUGAUUUUGAUUUAAUUUUGAAACACAGAGUAUCAGUGUAUUAUGGCUUUGUAGACAUAAAAAAUUGAUCUUUGAUUAGUGUCAUCAUUGUCUGGUAAGGAUAACUUUAGAAAAAUGACAUCAGCUAUCAGGUGAUAAAGAAAUUAAAAUGUAAACUAAGACUGUGGUGUAGACUGUAGAGGAUGAAGCAGAAGUGAUGUCUGCAAUCAUAAGCUUUUAGUUCUUCAAAUAUUGUUACACAUCAAUGUCAAAUUAAGACUGUCACAAAUAAGACAAUAACAUAAUGGUAUUGUGACCUAUCAUGUCUGUGAUACUGUGUACAGUUUUUUUGUGUUUAAUACAUUACUUUAACCUUUAUCAGAGUUUAUUUUUAUAGCCAGCAGAAUGGUAUUAUACAAAAGUCAUUUGCUUCAGUUUUGUUCACAUUGAGAUGUCUGAGCUCCACACAUUAUUUACUCUAUCCGUCCUGUGUUGCACACUGAAAUUAUUAGAGGACAGCUUUGUAUUGUAAAGCUAGUUUCUUUCCCUAUUUUGUUUAAAUGAGCUGUGAUACAAUUUGAUGUGAUAUUAAUGUUUAAAUAUGGUUGCUAAAUGAACCAGUUAAUUUGUUCUUAUUUAUUCAAAUGUAAAUCAAAAUAGGUGUUCAAAUUACUUUAAGUAGACUCCAAAAUCUUAUACAUGUACCAGCAAAAGUCUGGUCAAACUAUAAGAUGUGUAUAAUAUUUUUUCCUUAUAAAUUUUUUUUUAAAAGUUAAGGGACAUUUCAGAAAAGUAUGUUUUCCUGGUCACAGCACAUUUUCCUUGAAAAAUUAGCGUUCUUGAAAAAAGUGAAAGUUUUUCAAAGUUGUUCUAUCCUCUUUUUCUGAGAAUGCCUAUUUGAGUAAAAGCCCAGCAUUGCAGUUUGUCGUGCAAAGUCUGUUUCACACUAAGCUUAAAUUUAUUUAAUCAAAGAGCAUUUUAGUUUCUAUAUUUAUUUUACACAAAACUAGCUUAUUUCAAAACAUUCCAACUAUACACAUCUAUAUAUAUUAUAGUUAUUAUUUUUUUACAUUAAAAAUUUAAUAUAAAUGUUAAGAAGCUCUUAGCUCACAUAGAGAGACUGAACUUAUUAAUCAUUUAUGUUAGAAACAUUUUCAGUCAUGACCUCAAAUAUUUUGAUUCUAACCAGUUGUCCCACCUCUGUGCUUGUGCCAAGAGAAGUGCAGCAUGUCUUUCAUUAUGCAAAGCACAGAAAUGCAGACUAUUUUUGUACAUUUUGAAAGUAUUUGUUAUGUAUUUCCUUUUAAUUCUACUUAAAGGCACAAAUGAUGUUGCACUCUAACACAUAGUUGGCACUUAUUAAAUAUCUAUUGAAAAAAG